AUGCUGGACUGCUUGGAUAUUCAUACAAUGUUGGCUGCUGCAUGGAACACGGAUUUCAGUCCGUUGGUUCGGUCCUACUGGAAAGCUGGAGUGAUUAAUUUUAUUUGGAAAAUUUGGGACUGCCGCAAUCAAGUGACUUUUAAUGAGGCCAGUUUCCAUCCAAAAUUGAUUCUUGGGUUCCUGAAAGUUGUGUUUAAGGAGAUGGAUUCCAAUUUCCCUAAGCUUGGGCGUUCUCAUAACUCUUGGCAGGAUUAUUUGGUGCUUAGGCGAAUUGGGGUUGCUAUGCGCGCUUUUGCGCCCCCUUUGAUGAUUGAGGUUCACUGGUGGCCACCGGCGGGGCAGUGGAUUAAAGUCAAUACUGACGGUUCGGCGUUUGGGAAACCUGGAAGCAUUGCCGCGGGCGGUGUAUUCCGCGAUAACUGGGGUGCGGUUCGCGGUUGUUAUCACUAUAAAGGGGGUUCGGGGUUCGCUUUUGAAGCGGAGCUUUUCGCGAUCAUGCAUGCCAUUCGAAUUGCGAAUUUUCGUGGUUGGCACUGGCUUUGGAUUGAAGCAGACUCGUCUUAUGUUGUCCAGCUUCUGCAUUCUCGCUCUUUGAAUGUUCCUUGGCGAUUUCUCCCGCUAUGGAAACAGACUUUAAAUUGGCUUUCAAAUUUUCGACUUCAGAUCUCGCAUAUUUUUAGAGAAGGAAAUAGUGUGGCGGAUAUUAUGGCUAAUCAUGCCCGGAUCGAAGGGUGGUGGCCCUUUGCUAUUGAGGAUAUAAAGAUUGCGGUGUCUUUAGAUAUGGCGACUCAUAGUCGCGUUCGUUUGAAGAAUUGA
Molecule: messenger RNA, 816 nt
Organism: Salvia miltiorrhiza (redroot sage)
Lineage: Eukaryota; Viridiplantae; Streptophyta; Magnoliopsida; Lamiales; Lamiaceae
Exons: 1
Coding region: 1-816 (271 amino acids)
Molecular function (GO): nucleic acid binding; RNA-DNA hybrid ribonuclease activity
Source: RefSeq, a predicted model, not a curated record